Molecule: messenger RNA, 863 nt
Organism: Solanum tuberosum (potato)
Lineage: Eukaryota; Viridiplantae; Streptophyta; Magnoliopsida; Solanales; Solanaceae
Product: zinc-finger homeodomain protein 2-like
Exons: 2
Coding region: 122-853 (243 amino acids)
Biological process (GO): regulation of developmental process; regulation of DNA-templated transcription
Cellular component (GO): nucleus
Molecular function (GO): DNA-binding transcription factor activity; transcription cis-regulatory region binding
Source: RefSeq, a predicted model, not a curated record
UUUCACUAUCUCUUCGAGAUAAAAAGACUGUUUUCGAAAAACCUCAUAAAAACUUAGAGAUAACCUUCAUUAUUUAUACACUCCAUAUGAUUAAAGUGGUGAAAUUUAGCUACAGAAAGUAAUGGAGUUUGAGGAUCAAGAGAAGCAAAGAGAUGAAGAAAUAGCAGCUGCACCGACUCACAACGACAACUCCGACUCAACAACAAAAAUGCCGCCGAGUCCUCAACUCGAGCUCGAGCCGUUAACAGCCGUUCAGCUCUGGACCAACAACAAGCCAAAAUACAAAGAGUGCCUAAAAAACCACGCCGUCGGUGUCGGCGGCCACGCCGUAGACGGCUGCGGCGAGUUUCUCCCCGCCGGCGAAGACGGCUCAAUUGAUUCACUCAAAUGCGCCGCUUGUAACUGUCACCGCAAUUUCCACCGGAAAAUUGCACCGCCGCCUCUCGCCACCGCAGCCGCCACCGGCGGUGAGCCGGUUCCGUUUGUUUACCACUCACAUAAUCAGCUGCCGACUUACUACAGAACCUUACCACCACCUUGUGGGUAUUUACAGUACCACGUGGCGCCACAUCAGAGGCCGUUAGCUUUGCCGUCGACUUCCGGUGGAUAUCGUGAGGAUCAGGAGGACAUUUCCAACCCAAAUUAUAGCGGAGGUUCAAAGAAGCGUUUUCGGACAAAAUUUAGCCAAGUACAGAAGGAGAAAAUGCAAGAGUUGGCUGAUAAAUUAGGGUGGAGGAUACAAAGGGAAGAUGAAGAAUUGGUGCAGCAAUUGUGCAAUGAGACUGGAAUUACAAGGCAAGUGUUCAAAGUUUGGAUGCAUAACAACAAGCAUACACUUGGUAAAAAACCCUAGAACCAAAAAA